Ictidomys tridecemlineatus (thirteen-lined ground squirrel) is the source of this 711-nucleotide messenger RNA. The record is from RefSeq and is a predicted model, not a curated record. Lineage: Eukaryota; Metazoa; Chordata; Mammalia; Rodentia; Sciuridae.
AUGGUUGCUUCCUGCAUCCAGAUACUGGUGGGAUUCUCAGGCCUCAUCGGCUUUCUCAUGCGCUUCCUUGGCCCCUUGACCAUUGCUCCGACCAUUUCCCUGGUGGCCCUGCCUCUCUUUGAUUCUGUUGGCAAUGAUGCUGGAAUCCACUGGGGGAUUUCUGUCAUCUGUGCCCGGCUGGUGGGAGCCCCACCCCCUCCAAAGCAUGCCAUCAACCGCGGCAUUGGCAUCGAGGGUCUUGGCUGCUUAUUGGCAGGAGCCUGGGGGACAGGAAAUGGCACCACCUCCUUCAGCGAGAAUGUUGGCGCACUGGGGAUCACCAAGGUGGGGAGCAGGAUGGUGAUUGUUACAGCGGGCUUCGUGUUGCUCCUGAUGGGUGUUUUGGGGAAGAUCGGGGCUGUGUUUGUCACCAUUCCAACCCCAGUGAUUGGGGGCAUGUUCCUUGUCAUGUUCGGGAUCAUCAGUGCCGUGGGGAUCUCCACUCUGCAGUACGUGGACAUGAACUCAUCCAGGAACCUCUUUGUCUUUGGCUUCUCCAUUUACUGUGGCCUCACCAUUCCCAACUGGGUGAAGAAGAACCCCGAGAAGCUGCAGACAGGCAUUCUCCAGCUGGACCAGGUCAUCCAGGUGUUGCUGACCACAGACAUGUUUGUUGGAGGAUUUCUGGGCUUUCUCCUGGAUAACACCAUCCCUGGUAGGGCUCACCUGUGA